AUGUUAAGGGGGAUAGGCAUGAUCGGCCUAGCAACACCAAAUGAUUAUAUAUAUAUGUAUAUAUAUAUAUAUAUAUGUAUAUAUGGUUUAACUGUACAAAGUACCGCCAAUUUGCAAGAACAGUCACGUGACGCGACACGUUACCGGGUAUUAUUUUGCACGUAUGGAUCGACACAACUCUUACGUAAUAUAUUUCUUUCUUUUUCUUCCUCCUCCUCCCCCCCCUUUUUUGUUGUGUGUGUGUGUGGUGUGUGGGUUUGGCCACCGUGGCCUUCUUUUUUUUUUUUUUUUUCUUGUUUUUUUUUUCCUUGUUCUUUAAAUUUCUUUUCCUUUUCGUUUGUUUCUAUGUGUGUGAAAUAUGUCCAGACAGACAAAUUCUUUGUGUUUAUCUCUCCAUCUUAUCCCAAACGCCUUUCGACCUAUCAAUUUUACAAUAUAUAUAUAUAUAUAUACACUCACACAUGCGUUCAUAUAUGUAUAUAUACAUACAUAUGA
Molecule: messenger RNA, 495 nt
Organism: Arxiozyma heterogenica
Lineage: Eukaryota; Fungi; Ascomycota; Saccharomycetes; Saccharomycetales; Saccharomycetaceae
Exons: 1
Coding region: 1-495 (164 amino acids)
Source: RefSeq, a predicted model, not a curated record